Penicillium verhagenii is the source of this 675-nucleotide messenger RNA. RefSeq lists its product as uncharacterized. Bases 1 to 675 code for a protein of 224 amino acids. The record is from RefSeq and is a predicted model, not a curated record. The transcript has a single exon. NCBI's taxonomy places the organism in Eukaryota, Fungi, Ascomycota, Eurotiomycetes, Eurotiales, Aspergillaceae.
AUGUCAACCUCUAGUUUUGAUAGCCAUGUUCUCUUUCUGGCCGUGGGAGCGCAGGCCAAUCACCGGGAGGUGUAUGCAGACCUCAUUGGAAAGAUCAAGGAAAAGGCAGUUCUCAUUCAGCCCCUCGAUUCAAUCUCCACGGCCAUCCAACAACUCGAAAGGCCCUUCCAUGUCGUGUUUGUCAACAGCCAGGUAUUGAUCAAUCCCCAGAAUAAAGAAGUCUGGGAGGCCGUGCUUGGUUAUGUCCGGCGUGGUGGAACAGCCAUCUGCAUCGGAGACUUCAGUGAAAUCAGCACGACCGUUCCUCCGCGAAAACCAGUCCGGAAGCCCUUUGCGGAUGCUCGACUGUUAUGGAAGUUCGAUGAGAAGCACCGCGCUGAUGUCUAUCUGAAUCGGGAAUACCUUUCUCUCCCACCUCAUCUAAUGGAGACCCUGCCCAAGUCGUACAGUGCCGAAACCAUUUUCCUUAGAAAUGUUGAGAACAAGGACGUGUGGUAUCGCCCCACUGAAGAGGAUAUUACACCCCUCGAGGUUGUCGAAGCAGGACAUGUGAACCCUUUCUCAUUUUCGGUGGCUAUGACAAAGUUUGGCAAGGGAAAGCUUGGCUAUGUGGGUGAUUGUGGUGGGGCAACCCCAACUUCGAUUCUCAUGGCUAUGGCUGGCUUGACCAAGUGA